GUGAAGUAGACAGUUUUCCCAGCUCGGUCAAUAUAAUAUUUCAUAUUUCUCGGCUUAAAAAUUAGAUAAUUUAAUUAUUAAAUAUAUGAACGUAACCCACAAAUACUUUCAGAGAUACGUAUUAUAUAUGCACAUAUAUUAUAUGUUUGCUGACUUACCACAACCAACACAUACAUAUUCGUCGUUAAAUUAACGUGUCAGAAUGGAAGAGUUGCGUAUAAAUGGCAUCGCAUAAUGUCCAUGGUGACAUAUGUGAUUCGGAGAUGACCCGGCUCACAACGCUUCUCUGUAUAGGUCUGAUCCUAGUGGCCAGCAUCAGCAUUCUCUCUGCGAAAAAAAUCAACGAUAAUGAUGUUGGUCGGACAAUUUCUAUAGAGAUUCCAAACCGUAGCUCUAGCUCAUCUAGUGCACGUCGCAAAGAAUCUGGAUACUUUUCCCCAUCCUCCUAUCUAUAUACACCUUAUCCGCCUUAUCCGCGAAGUGGUUGUUUUUGCCCGCUGGGUCGGCCGGGUCCGCCGGGUCCACCUGGUCCUCGAAGUCGCAAUGGAACACCCGGUAGAGAUGGUAUUCCCGGUCAACCAGGCGUUCAGGGCCCAAUGGGAUACAAGGGUGAUGCCGGCGUUCAAGGUGCGCCGGGCGUCAGGGGCGAUAAGGGUAACAUGGGUGCAAUGGGACCGCCAGGUUUUCGUAGACGGCGCAGAGAUAACAAUGGUCAAGCUGUCCCUAUUGAGGAGGCAGAAAUGAUGCGUGUAUUAAAAGGAGAUCCCGGACUUAGCGGUGAAAAGGAACAGUUAGAUGGCCCAUCCCGUAGCGAUGACAAUCCUGAACUGCUCGAUCUGCCAGUGGACAGAGAUAUAGUACCGAUUGACGAUUCAAGGGAAAGCAGAGAAACAUGCGUAAGGUUGUGUGAUGUUAAAUAUGGAGCUGUGUAUUUGGCAAUAGUUGGUGGAUCGAGUGUGCCCACCCGGAAUCAUAACAGCAACGGUGUUGGAAGACAUAUUACACUUCAAGUGCCAGCUCCCGCUCCUGCACCUGCUCCUGCUCCAGCGCCAUCUCCACCAAAUGUGAUUAUCAAAAGGCCUGCCCACUAUCAUCCACCACCGCCACCGCCGCCGCCAGUUUUCUUCCCACCGCCGCCGCCGCCGCCGCCGCCACGACCACAUCAUCAUCAUCAUCAUCCGCCACCUAAAUGUAAUUGUCCGCCUGGCCCCCCCGGUCCACCGGGUCCUCCCGGACUCCCAGGCAUGACCGGAAAACCAGGACGUCCAGGCGACAAGGGUGAUAAGGGUGACGAUGGCCUGAAGGGUGAUAAAGGAGACACGGGCGCGAGGGGCGAUAAGGGUCCCGCUGGUCCACAAGGAAUUCAGGGACCACAGGGACCACAAGGGCCUCUAGGUCCACCUGGAGCUCCAGGCUCCCAAGGAUCUCAAGGACCUCCUGGCCCCCAAGGCUCCCAGGGACCUCAAGGUUCACCAGGAACACCUGGUAUACCAGGACCUCAAGGCGCUCUUGGACCACCAGGUUCCUCUGGAUCUCCUGGUUCGCCUGGGUCUCCUGGAUCCCAAGGCCCACCAGGACCCCCAGGACACCCUGGAAAGCCAUCGUCACCUGUGUGGUCUGUGCCUCCACCGCCACCGCCAUCCCAUCACCAUCCGCCGCAAAUAAUUUAUCCAUAUCCUGUGCCUCCACACAAGGGACCUCACGGAGAACACCACCAUCAUCAUCACCAUCAUAAAGAAGGACAUCCAUCUAAGCCGCAUAAGCCCCACAAGCCUCAUAAGCCCCAUAAUCCCCAUAAGCCGCACAAGCCCCAUAAGCCCCAUAAGCCACACAAGCCUCACAAGCCUCACAAGCCUCACAGGCCUCAUAGGCCACACAAACCUCAUAAGCCCAUUUGGCCUCCAAAACCAACAUGGAAACCAACAUGGAAACCCACUUGGCCUCCAAGGCCAACAUGGCCACCCACUUGGCCUCCAAGGCCAACAUGGCCACCCACUUGGCCUACAAGGCCAACAUGGCCACCCACUUGGCCUCCUACUACGAUACCUACCACACCACCGACAACCACAACAGAAGCACCUACCACGACGCCUACCACACCACCGACAACCACAACAGAAGCACCUACUACGACGCCUACCACACCACCGACAACCACAAAAGAAGCACCUACCACGACGCCUACCACACCACCGACAACCACAACAGAAGCACCUACUACGACGCCUACCACACCACCGACAACCACAACAGAAGCACCUACUACGACGCCUACCACACCACCGACAACCACAACAGAAGCACCUACUACGACGCCUACCACACCACCGACAACCACAACAGAAGCACCUACCACGACGCCUACCACACCACCGACAACAACAAUAGAAGCCUCUACUAAGAGUCUACUUACACUAGAUGAUCAACAAAAUGGGAAGACAACAGUGUAUGAGGAGCAUAACAGCGAAGAAGAAGAAUUGGAAGAUGAACGUGUAGAGGAUUCCGAAGAAGAUGCGGCACAAGCUCAAGAGUCACAGAACCAUGAUAAAGAUGGAGAUGGAGAUGGAGAUGGAGAUGGAGAUGCAGAUGCAGAUGCUGAUGGUGAUACUGAUGCUGAUGCUGAUGCUGAUGCUGAUGCUCAUGAAGCAGAUGCAUAUGUAGAUGUAAAUGCAGAUGCAGACGAAGAAGAAACGAAAGAGAAUGACGAUGAAAAUGUGGAGGACGAAGAAUACCAGGAUGAUAACGAUAGUGGAGAGACCAACGACAUAGAACCAGAGGACCCAGAGCAGCCAGUCGAAGGCUAUGUAGUUCACGCAAGAAGCGGAAAUAGACCAAUCAUUUUAGCAGUAAGCCAGCGCCGUAAUCCAUUUAAAGUAUAUGGUGACUACCUAGAGUAUUAA
Molecule: messenger RNA, 2900 nt
Organism: Drosophila mojavensis
Lineage: Eukaryota; Metazoa; Arthropoda; Insecta; Diptera; Drosophilidae
Product: collagen alpha-5(IV) chain
Exons: 5
Coding region: 222-2900 (892 amino acids)
Source: RefSeq, a predicted model, not a curated record